CUUUAUAGUUCCGCAUCGUCUAGCCUUGUCCCUCUGCACACCAUGCUGUCCGCGGGAAGGGCACUGCGAGCCCCAGCUUGGACUCGUAACGCAAGAGCCAUGUCGUCGGCAGCAACGACGACCAAUGUCAACAUCCAACCCCUCCCUCUCGACACGCCAUCCCUCCAGGAUGAAACCGCCUUGUUCGAGGCUCGCGUUCGGGACAUGGAGGACUUCUUCUCGAGUCCAAGGUUCAAGGGAAUCAAACGUCCCUACACCGCCGCCAACAUCGUCUCCAAGCAAGGGUCUAUGCCCGUAUUGCCUCAGCCAGGUUCCGUGCUCGCAGACAAGCUCUUUGGCGUGCUCCGCCGGGCUGCCAAGGAGGGUCGGCCUGUCCAUACCAUGGGUGCUAUCGACCCAGUGCAGAUGACCCAAAUGGCGAGGUACCAGGAAGUCGUAUAUGUCUCCGGUUGGGCUGCCUCCAGUGUCCUCACCACCGGCAACAACGAAGUUGGUCCGGAUCUUGGUGAUUACCCAUACACGACUGUUCCCAACCAAGUGCACCGAAUUUUCCGUGCCCAACAGCUGCAUGACAAGAAGAACUACGAUGAACGCAUGUCGGCGACUCCGGAACAGCGAGCUAAGAUGGAGAACGUAGACUAUUUGAGGCCUAUCAUUGCAGAUGCUGAUACUGGUCAUGGUGGUCUUUCGGCAGUCAUGAAGCUGGUCAAGCUCUUCGUGGAAUCUGGUGCUUCCGGUAUCCACCUCGAAGAUCAAUUGCACGGUGGAAAGAAAUGCGGCCAUCUUGGUGGCAAAGUUCUCGUCCCAACCUCGACUCACAUCUCCCGUCUCAUUGCCGCGCGUUUCCAAACCGACUUGAUGAAGUCCACCAUGCUACUCAUCGCCAGGACUGACUCUGAAUCCGGAAAACUCAUUUCGUCAACGGUUGAUGCAGCAGACCACGAAUUCAUCUUGGGAACUACUAGGAAGGAGAGCCAGUCUUUGGCACAGGUUUUGUCGGAAGCUGAGGCUCGGGGCGCCAGUGGUGCUGAAAUUGACCUUCUUGAGAAGCAAUGGAUGGAUAGGCACAAAUUGUGCACUUUCAACCAAGCUGUCGAAAAGGCUAUUGAGGAAUCGGAUAUCAAGGACAAGAAGGGCGCCUAUGAAACCUACGUCAGUGCCGUCGAAGGCAAAUCCAAUGGCGAAGCACGCGAGGUUGCUGCUGAAAUCCUUGGAAAACCUGUCUUCUGGGAUUGGGACUUGCCACGCACUAGGGAAGGUUACUACCACUACACUGGCGGAAUCGAGGCUGCUAUCAAGCGGAGCAUUGCAUUCGCUCCCUACGCUGAUCUGCUGUGGCUCGAGACCAAAUCACCCAACGUUGAACAAGCCGCUGGUUUCGCUCGAAAGAUCAGGGAACAGUACCCCGGAAAGUGGUUGGUGUACAACCUCAGCCCCAGCUUCAACUGGUCCCACCAUGGUUUCUCAGACACCGACUUGAAGAACUUUGUCUGGGACCUUGGCAAGGAAGGAUUUGUUCUUCAAUUGAUUUCCUUGGCAGGCCUUCACAGCAACGCCGUUACAACCGCUGAACUUGCCAAGCGAUUCAAGGACGAAGGCAUGUUGGCUUAUGUCGAACUCAUUCAAAAGAAGGAGAAGGCCAUUGGAUGCGAUGUCCUUACCCACCAGAGAUGGAGCGGCGCAAACUACAUUGACAGAAUUCUCCAGACCGUGUCAGCAGGCUCGUCGAGCACAUCCGCUGUCGGAAAAGAUUCGACAGAACACACGUUCUGAACCUGCAUGCGUAGAUAGUCCGCUGAUGUGACAUUUCGCUUGAUUUAUGUAUUACACACCCAAUGAAAUGUCUAGAUAUG
Coprinopsis cinerea okayama7#130 is the source of this 1853-nucleotide messenger RNA. RefSeq names its product isocitrate lyase. The transcript is spliced from 12 exons. NCBI's taxonomy places the organism in Eukaryota, Fungi, Basidiomycota, Agaricomycetes, Agaricales, Psathyrellaceae. Gene Ontology annotation, cellular component: mitochondrial matrix. Gene Ontology annotation, molecular function: isocitrate lyase activity; methylisocitrate lyase activity. The record is from RefSeq and is a predicted model, not a curated record. Bases 43 to 1773 code for a protein of 576 amino acids.